AUGAAGGAGGUUGUAAAUUCUAGUAGCUCAGAGCUUGACAAUAAAGGUGAUGUGACAUUUCACCAACUUCUGCCUCUCCAAUACUCUGGUUCUCAAUACAUCAGCUUUCCGUGUGCUGGCAUCAGUUCUCUUCUAGGAAAUAUUACUUUCCGAUUGAUCUCUUUGCUGGACAAUAAUUACAUCUAUAUCAAUGGAAGCAGUGGACUAGUCGGACAAGUUAUUCUUAAGAACGUCGGUGAAGUUCGAGACCUAGAUCUACCAAGUUCCAGUUUGUACUUGUUUAGUAGCAGCAAGAACAAGAGUUUCUAUCUCUCUUUAACAAUCAGAGAUAGUGUAGGAGGUAGUUUCACUCCUGAUAAAGUUUGCGAGACUUCCUUGAUCCCUGUUCAACUUUGGAGAUAUCAUUAUGUUGUGGACAUCGGAACAAGAAGACCUCUAUUGAAUAUCUUCCUCUUUGUCAUUGUGGAAACUUCUCUGAGAGAAAGCAUUGAGAUAAACAGCAUAAAGAGAGCCUCGGAUUGUACAGACAUUCCAGGAACCAACUGGACAGGCUGUGUGUACAACAUGACGUCCGAUGUGGAGAGCCUCUAUCAUGUCCAACUGAAAUACCAUCAAAGAAAUCUGGCCGCUUACAUGAUGACAUACGACAACGUCACGAUGGCAUGUACAGCGUUGGGAGCCGCAGAUGAUGUGAAACAGCUCAAUUCCUUCUCUGAUUCAUCGUAUUUGCGGUCACUGAACGCCCUGCCGAGUGAGACCGUAUCACCGGACACUUGCACUCUGCCUACCACCACAGUAGCCCCAUCUACUACAACUACUACCAGCCAAAGCUCCACGGUGGCCUACAUCAACGUGUGCAACACUUCUCUCUGGAAUGACUCAACAACGCCAUCUCAAAACUUGUCUUCCUCGACGACAUCCCAGAAUACAACAUCGAUGAGUUCAGAGAUAACUUCAGAAGAUACACCUCGCAACAAUAUCGUAACGACGACCACCACGACCACCAGGAAACAGGACAUCAGCCAGUACCUUAAGAGUAUUGUCCAAAACUUGACCGUCGACAAAGAAAGUACGUCUGCCUUCAGAAGGACUAAAGAAUGUGUUCCUGACUAUAGACCAUCGUCCAACGCCGUGGGAGCUACAGGCAUAGCUCUGCUGACAUUUGUUUUUGGUUUUAUUUGUGGCAAUGACGUGGUGAUACUUGUUAUCGCUGUGAUAAAAUGGUUGAAAAUGAAAAUUAGUUUAAGCCUAAGAAAUAUACCCAGCUAA
Molecule: messenger RNA, 1269 nt
Organism: Biomphalaria glabrata
Lineage: Eukaryota; Metazoa; Mollusca; Gastropoda; Planorbidae
Product: hybrid signal transduction histidine kinase G-like
Exons: 6
Coding region: 1-1269 (422 amino acids)
Source: RefSeq, a predicted model, not a curated record